Messenger RNA from Dermatophagoides farinae (American house dust mite), 1969 nucleotides. Its product is annotated as PI-PLC X domain-containing protein 1. NCBI's taxonomy places the organism in Eukaryota, Metazoa, Arthropoda, Arachnida, Sarcoptiformes, Pyroglyphidae. The record is from RefSeq and is a predicted model, not a curated record. Gene Ontology annotation, biological process: lipid metabolic process. Gene Ontology annotation, molecular function: phosphoric diester hydrolase activity.
CCCUCCCCAUGAUAGAGGCUUUAAACAACUCAUCCAUAUACAUUUAUAUUUUUUUAAUCAUUUUUUUCUACAUGUUGAAUUUAGAUAAUUAUUUUCUAAAUUGUGGAACACCAUCAUCAUAGUUGUUGUUGUCAUUUUAACAUAUCCGCAUUGAAUUCAUGUUUACAUUCUAUUAAAAUUCGAUACUCUGAUUGUGUUCUCUUCAAUAUUUGUUGAUUCGUUCAUCUUAAAUUUCCGUUCAUUUCACAAUGACAAGGAUCGUGUUCAUCAUCACUAUUAUUGUUAUUCAACAUUUUCUAUCUAGUCAUACAGUUUUGUCUUCAGAUCAAUCACCAUUCGAACGAUUGUUUAAUCGAUUCUCCGAUUUCCUUAAAGAUCUUAAGAAUCCAAAUGAUCAACAUGAACGUCGAUAUCAUGAUCGUUUAAAACAUUAUGAAUCACAGCUAUCACAAACACGUGUAUGGCUUACCAUAUCAUCGGUGGUGAAUGUAACUGGACAUGAUUCAAAGGAUCAUAAUCGUGAUCUAUUAAUUCGUGCAUUGGAAAUACAUUGGCGACGUCCGGUACCACCACAACCUGGUGAUUAUUUAGCCAUUUAUCGGACAAAUGAUUCUGUACAGAUACGAACAUUUCCAUUGAUCGAUACGAAAACGAAUCGUACAUUUCCACGUUAUUAUAAAAGUGAUUUAGAAUUUAAUUAUCAAAAUCUAACGAAUCUUAAUAAAACCGAUAAAGAUGAUCCUUAUGAAAAUUGUCUUCAAUAUAUGGUUGUCUAUGUAAAUCAUCAUGAAAAUAUUGAAUCAAGAAAUUGUAUUCGAAUGCAAGCUCGAUGGAUGGAACAAUUAUUUGAACGUAUUAAAGAUCAUCGAUUAUCCGAAUUGAUGAUACCCGGAACACAUGAUGCAAGUAGUUAUGAAAAAUAUUCCUACGAUAUCUAUGAACUUGAUGUUUUAAGCCGAUUUCAAUAUACACAGGAUGAAAGCUUAUACAAUCAACUUGCCUACGGUAUCCGAUAUAUGGAUUGGCGUGUUGCCGUCUAUAAUCAAACAAAUCAUACGGAUAGCCAGACAUUUAAUUGGAUUGAAGAAUAUUGGAUGGUACAUGAUAUGCAACGUAAUCGUAUUACAUUGAAACAGGCCAUACGCCAAGUUGUAAAAUUUCUAACACGUACAACACACGAAAUUAUUAUUAUUGAUUUUCAUCGAUUUGUACAUGGAUUUGAUGGUGAAAAUGAUUUACAAGCUAUGCGUCAACGUUUACAGACAUUUAUCGACAUCAUACAUCAACAACUUGGCCCAUAUCUUAUUCCAUACAGUUCUAAAGGUUUACCAACCAUUGGUAAUUUGAUUGCACGUAAUCAACGCGUAUUGAUUUGUUAUGCAUAUAAAUUCGAUGUUCGCCAAUUACCAGAUUCGAUAAUGUUAUGGCCACCAGUACAACAUUUAUGGGCUGAUACGGAUAAAUUAAUCGAAUUGGAAUCAUAUAUUCAGGAACAGAUAUGUAAACCAUCACGAUCAUUUCAUAAUACACAUCUAUUGCGUUCGAUGAUGGCUGAAUUAACACCAACAGUUGAAGGUGUACUAUUUCGUCGUUAUCAUGGUUUACGUGAAAUGGCCGCUUUAGUCAAUAUGAAUUAUGAACAAUGGUUCCGUUAUCGUUGGUCAAAUUGUACGAAUAUUGUUGCCGGUGAUUUUUUUCUCGGUUCCGAUCUAAUUGACAUAUCUAUCGAUGUUAAUCGUGAACGAUUUCAAUCAUCCUAAUAACUACCGAAUGAUUUUCCUUUUGUUUUUCAAUUGUCAAAAAAAAAAAUUUAAAUUGUUUUUUUUUUGCUUGUUUGUUUGUUUGUUUGUUAGGUGAAAAAUAUAUUAUUUUAUUAUUUUACAAAUGCUAAUUUUCCUGUCAUAUAAAUUUGUGUGUGGGUGUGUUUAAGGUGAAGGUGAAUAAAUUUUUGAAAAAUAGUGUAAAAAAA